AGUGCCACUUUGCCCACUUUCCUUCUCCACCUGCACACGACGUAUACCUGCUCACUUUUGGCACAUUUACUUAAACACAUCCACACAUGCGGCUAUGUAUUAGGAUCUCUAUCUAUUCAAACUUGACACCAACCACACUGCACACACACACACACACACGCGUGCUGUUCCUCCCAGGUAUAUUUUCUCUUUUCUGAAGGAGAAGACCACAAUGGCACCGUCAAUUCUGCAGAACGGUGGAUUUGUUUUGGGCUUGAUCGGCGCGGCGGCCCUCAUCGCAGCCACUGCCAUGAACAAGUGGAGUGUCAAGGACAGACAGGGGGAGGUGGUGACAUCUGUUUACACCUACAAGGGUCUGUGGCAGGACUGUGAGACAGCCUCCUCUGGACUCACCGAGUGUCGCCCGCUCUACGGCCUCCUGGGCUUCUCAGGCGCCUUCCAGGCCGUGCGAGCCCUGAUGAUAGUGGGCGUGGUGCUGAGUGUGCUCGGGGCGGUGAUGUCCAUUUUUUCCCUGACCUGCCUCACCAUGAACAGCAUGGAGGACACCACCAAGGCCAAGAUGAGCCUCACCGCUGGCAUCAUGUUCAUCAUCGCUGGUGCGUGCGGCAUCGCAGGAGCUUCUAUCUACGCCAAUCAGAUCGUGGCCAGUUUCAGGAUGUCCUCCGAAUACAACUAUGGUGGUGGACAGGGAGGGAUGGGGAUGGGCAUGGGGGGAGGGAUGGGGGGAGGGAUGGGGGGAGGAAUGGGAGGAGGGAUACCCAGAUACACGUUUGGCCCUGCACUGUUCAUAGCCUGGAUAGGAGGCGGCGUCCUGCUGAUCGGUGGCAUCCUCAAGUCGCUGGCCUUCAGGGAAAUGGUGAAAGAUGAAAAACCACAGUACCCAGGGGUUGUUUACAAACCUCAGUCCCGCACCAAAACCGACCCGGGUGAUCAUCAUUCAGACGGCGGCAAGAAAGUCCAGAAUUAUGUGUAGCUUCGAAACACAGCCUCGGCACUGACAAGUGUUUUUUUUGCUAAGAUGUUUUGGCUUUUUAGCUCCUCACGUGCAGCAUGGCUUGUGGGAGGUGUUUUUGUUUUCAUACCAAUUCAAUACAGCAAUAUUUACAAUCUGGUAAUGUUAGUCCAUCACAUCUCACAUCCAAACACAAGUCCAACAGAUGUUAUAAAACAAAGGAGUUGUGGCAAAAAGUUUAACAUGCACAUUUCAGUGGUUACCAGAUAUUUAUGAAUAUGCAUAUACUGUGUGUAAUUGAAGCUUUUUUAACUUUGCAUUUGUUAAAUCAUUUUUCAUGGUAUGUUUGAAAAUAAAACACUGAUUUCUGAAA
Molecule: messenger RNA, 1325 nt
Organism: Scophthalmus maximus (turbot)
Lineage: Eukaryota; Metazoa; Chordata; Actinopteri; Pleuronectiformes; Scophthalmidae
Gene: cldn18
Product: claudin 18
Exons: 5
Coding region: 212-973 (253 amino acids)
Biological process (GO): cell adhesion; bicellular tight junction assembly
Cellular component (GO): plasma membrane; bicellular tight junction
Molecular function (GO): structural molecule activity
Source: RefSeq, a predicted model, not a curated record